Molecule: messenger RNA, 846 nt
Organism: Symbiodinium natans
Lineage: Eukaryota; Dinophyceae; Suessiales; Symbiodiniaceae
Source: the annotation of a GenBank genome assembly
AUGGAUGAAGGAAACGAUUUCCACCAGGGCGCAAGUCCUGGACACCAUCCGGCAUUACCACACCGCCGUGAUGAGGCAGCAUUGGUCUCGCUGGACGAUAGACUACUACGCCAAUCCAAGGAGUUAGCCUGGAUGGCUUCAGAGAACAGAGCCCUCCAAAAGCAAAGUGCUGCACUCAUGGUCAUUUUGACCGGCUGGGAUACGAGCAUGUCGCCCUCCGAACGGCUCUUCAUGGUCAAUUGGAUGCUCGAGCAGAUCACCCACGUCCAGGCCUUCUUGCAGCAGAGGGGGUGGGCCAACUUCGACGGCGAGUACAAGUACCUCAAUGUCCUCUCUGCAGACCCGUCUACUCCGCCGGCAGGGGCACAGAAGUGGAGCUCGGUCACGCUACUCAGCUUCAAAUCCUGGGACCUGAGAAAGGCGUUCAUGGAGGCAUAUGGUGGCACUCAGGGUACCCCACUGUACAAGGAUGCGCGCACUCCAGUACCCCGCCACCAUAUCAGGGCUACACCUUCGAGCCCCCAAUUCCAACGAAAGUUGGAAAUUCCAAUCCGAGUACUCCUCCAAGCCCUCAACCUCAAGGAGGAGGCAGCAAAGGGCACGGGCAAGGGGAUGCUUGCUGGAAAGGGGUCCCGUCACUGGACGGCCCCGAUGAUCUACUCCGCCAGCUCGAUGCCUUACCCGAUCGACCUCGAGAUCAGACUGGUGUCCCAAGUGGCCUACGUUUGGGAUGAGUAUUGUGAUAAGUUUGGCGAAAACAGCCGCAAAUGCGGCGACUACCGCCAGGCUACUUUUUCCGGAGCCCCGGUUGCGGCUACUCCGCUUCUCACGGCCCCCACGGCCUGA